This is a messenger RNA of Python bivittatus (Burmese python), 1159 nucleotides long. The record is from RefSeq and is a predicted model, not a curated record. NCBI's taxonomy places the organism in Eukaryota, Metazoa, Chordata, Lepidosauria, Squamata, Pythonidae.
AAUAUCAGUGUCUUCCUAUUGGCAGUUGGCGAGUUUUCCUGCGUUGGGAUUGGUCCUGUGUCAUACGCCGCUAGGUUAAUGCUAUGCUUUUGAUGGAGAUAUCUGGAGACUGUAGCACCCCGUAUGUCAGAGUGACUCCUAAAUACCAUACUCGUCUGCAGGGUCCAGAGCCACAAGUGGGCAAAAGACGCUUAUCUCAGGCACGUCAUAGAGCCACUUUGGCCGGACUCUUCAACAACUUACGAGAAACUGUAUUUUCACAGCAAGAAAAUUCUGCCUCAAAGUCUCAGGUUUUAUGCAAGGCUAAGAAUUAUAUCCAGGAAUUGGAGCAAACUUUGGAAAAUCUGUUGAAGAUGAAAGAAGUUUUAAAUCUGGAGGACGGCAAUCCAUCUAGUUUGGAAGAUGUAAAAGAGGAAUAUGUCAAGAUGUAUUUCAACAAUCAUAGCAUUGUAUCCUCUUCAGAUGUUUUGAGUCAGAAUGGCACCACGGUCUGGUAUGUGAUUCAAGAACAUGAGAAAACCACUGUAGAAGAAGAUGCGAGUCGAAGGCUAACACAGUCACCCGCUACCUCUUCUCCUGAUCUCAUGGAGUUUGAACGAUACUUGUAUUUUUACAAACAGACAAUAGACUUGCUGGUAGAUAAUGCAGUUGUGACCCCAGAAGAAGUUAUGCUCCCCGUGGUCUCCACAGCUGUUUCCCACCUGUGGCAGGGACUCCCAGAAGACAGGAGGGACAGUGUUUUGCAGUACUGUAGUCAAAGGCAGAAUUUCAUCUCUGACAUCAAGACAGCUUCCCAAGAACCUGCCUGUACUGAUGAGAGCAGUGUGAGGGACAGUGGAACCAAUAGUCAGGAAGCCAGUGGUUCAGUAGCAUCCACACCAGAGGAGAUCCUCUUUGAAGAUGCUUUUGAUGUGGCAACUAGUUUCCUUGAUAGAAAUGAAACUCAAGAAAUGUCCAGUCAAAGCUCAGCAUUCACCGUCUGUGCUUCAGAUAGCCAAGAGGAUAACCAUCGUCUCUACUUGCAGAUCAUCAGCUUCUUGAAAAACCUGUUUUUUGCUAGCACACAACCAUCACAGGAAGAAAUUCUUCAGUUAGACUACGAGACUGUGAUGUUGAGAUGCACGGAGACAUUUGAUGAUGAUUUGUAAAUGAACAUGUU